GUUAAUCUUUGACAUCGACAGCAGGUUUAGUCAAUUAUCAACAAUCUCGGUUUAAAAACAAGAUUUAUCUAGAUUUUGGUAAGCUAGAAGCCUAUAAAAGCCCUGUCCGUCGUUAACUGUGCGUCACAUUGACUUCUUGAUCAACCACCAAGUGGACAAAACUUCUAUCCUGGUAUCGACUUGGUAUAGGCUACAACCAUGAAUCGUUUUCUGCUGCUGCUGUUCGCCUGCUGCGUGCUGGGCAUCCGCGCUCAGGUUAUCGAGGAUGACCCCCCGAAGGAGCCCCUCAGCCCGGAAGAACUCCAGAGCCAGACCACCAAGGAAAUCUUAAGCCUGAUCGAGGUAGCCAUCAAGGUGGCCCAGUAUACGGACAUUGGGGAGAAGCGGAAGGCGAUGGGUUGGGUGCAGGAGCGACUAGACGUGGUCAAAGGCCUGUUGAAUGUGGACGGAGGCUCGGGCACCAAAGAACCAGAGGUCACCUAUUACCAAGACUGCGCUGCGCUGUACGACGAAGGAUUUACGGACAGUGGGCUGUACAACAUUUACCCGAAUUAUCCAGCGAGUUCCGACCCGCUGGCCGUGUGGUGUGACCAGGAAUCGGACGGCGGGGGCUGGAUUGUUUUUCAGCGCCGCGUGGAUGGCUCGGAAGACUUCGAGAAAUUGUGGGACGAGUACCGCCAGGGUUUCGGUGACCCCAGCGCCGAGUUCUGGCUGGGCAACGACAACCUGGUGUUGCUGACGACCGGAGGAGGGGACGUGGAGCUCCGUGUGGACAUCACCGAUUGGGAUGACCGGACCGCGUACGCCCAAUAUGCCAACUUCGCGGUGCGAGGGAGCCAGUACACGCUGACUGCGGAUGGAUACGACGAGGCUUCCACUGCAGGUGACGCUUUGGACUACCACAAUGGCAUGGACUUCACGACCACCGACCGGGACAACGACCGGGCCAGCGGCGGCAACUGCGCCGUCUGGAUGCGGGGCGGCUUCUGGCACAACUACUGUCUGACGGCCGAUCCUAACGGGCCCUACCUCGUCCCUGGCGGGGAGUAUGGCGCCUUCUCCCCCGGCACAGAUCAGGGAGUGACUUGGACGACGUACACGGCCCACGGCUACCCAGGCCGGGAAUACUCGCUCAAAGGAACCGAGAUGAAGCUAAGGAUGUCCCCUGCUAUUUCGCCUUAAGUCACACCACCCGUUCACAACAAGCAUAAUUUGAUGUAAUUCAGUUCUUCUUAAAAAACGGUACAGUAACAGUACUACCUCGAUUUGGCUGACAUAAAGGGGGUGAAUGAAAAAAUACAGUAUCAUUCUUUUGGUUUUGCCAUGAUGUGCACAUUUUUAUGGAAACUAAUGCGCACGUUGUUUAUACCACUGAAUUCUUGAAUUGAAUGUUAAAAAAUACAAUUCGAAUGCCAUGGAAGGCAUGAAUUUAUGCAAGUAUAAAAUCAGUCAGGUUGUGUUCAUUAGUAUUGGUAGAAUUUUGCACCAAUUUAUUAUUAUUAAAAAAAUGGGUAUGUACUACACCUGAUUUGGUUUGAAUUUGUACGGAGGGUUGAAGGCUUUUUUCCCGGCGCGGCGUAAGGACGCGUCUUUAACAUAAUUGUUCAGUGAGAUUUUGCAUAGGAUAAGGUCUGGAAUAAAGGGCUUGAAUGCCCCACACAAUGGA
Molecule: messenger RNA, 1666 nt
Organism: Patiria miniata (bat star)
Lineage: Eukaryota; Metazoa; Echinodermata; Asteroidea; Valvatida; Asterinidae
Product: microfibril-associated glycoprotein 4-like
Exons: 6
Coding region: 199-1182 (327 amino acids)
Source: RefSeq, a predicted model, not a curated record